Messenger RNA from Trypanosoma cruzi, 1062 nucleotides. RefSeq lists its product as uncharacterized. Lineage: Eukaryota; Euglenozoa; Kinetoplastea; Trypanosomatida; Trypanosomatidae. Gene Ontology annotation, molecular function: protein binding. The record is from RefSeq and is a predicted model, not a curated record. The coding region runs from base 1 to 1062 and encodes 353 amino acids. The transcript has a single exon.
AUGCGGCGGGAAGAGUUACUGCAGGUGUUGCUGGUCCGCUUUGUGGACCCAAACCGGGAGGAACAAGAUUGGCUGAUGAUUGCGGCGCUUUUUUAUUCACUCACGAGACUUUUUCUUUCCGCCCAGCGCGUGGAGCGGCUCUACUACAAGUACCUUCAAAUGCAUGGGAGUUGUGCCGCGAUGAAGGCCGCUUGCAAAGGGUACGAGGCAGAAGUUGAGGAGAGGCUUCGGCAACGCGUGGCGGGGGGCAACAGUCUAGUCGCUUCAAUGGCGAUGGGGGGUCGUCACUUAAGCAUCAGUUCCCCAACGACGUCGCGUGGUGCGGGAAUGCUGACACCGUCUGCUCCCGCGGGUGUCGCUGUUCAUUCAAGCAGCGGCAGUGUGGAAUGUGGGUCUUUAGCUAAUUUGUUUCUUCCGUCGCCGAAGGGUGGGGGACGUAGUGUAGACGACGGGAGCUUUGCGGGAGGGGCGGCGCUGCGUCAUUUAACGCCAGAGCAGCGUGAGCAUUGGCACCGUUUGCGGCAGGAGCCCAUCAGUCCCGAUGUUCUCAUUGCCCUUGUGCAGAGAUUUUCACUGGUGGAGGGUGCCGGGGUAUUUUUGGCACCGGUGCAUCCCUCGACAAUCAUGGAAUUUAACGGGGCUCGCUCAGGCCCGUACGGCACCGUUAUCAUGCACCCGCUUUCGCUGAUGUGCAUCAAAAGGAGGAUUUUGGCAUCCCGAAGAGACUACGAGCCACGCCAACCGGAGAAGAGGGCGUCCGUGACGGAAAUGUUAGUGGACGGGGGAAAUGUAACAACACGGAAGCGGGGACGUGUGACGGCGGCUUCGGUUGUGGAAAGAAAUGAGUCGAUGCGUAAAAAGUUAUCAAGAGAAAGCGGCGACGACGAUGCAGGUGUGAUUCGGACCCUUCAGGAGCUUGAGCAGGCUGUGUGGCAUAUUGCUGCCAAUUGCGUUGCCUUUAAUGCCCCCGAAUCCUAUUACCCUUUCACGGCUAGAACGUUCGCACUUGCGUGCACAGGGAUCAUUGAAGAGUACUGCAUGCAGCAUUUGCGUGGUGCAUGA